AUGCUUCCAAUAGAAAAAGAAAAUUCUAGAGUUGCUACAACUAAACCAUUAGAUGAACUUUUUACUAAUGUCGGUCAAAAGUUUGAGACAGAUACCGUAAAGCAUGAAGGCUAUCGUUUUGACUACCCAUUAAGAUGGUUAAGAGACCCAUCUGUCACAAAAGCUAUUGGCUUUCGUAGAAUGAAGUUCAUUUCAGAAGCCAUACAUGGUUUCCCAUUUACGGUCGGUUUUGAAGUUCGAUACUAUAACAAAGAAAAACGUAUGUAUGAGAAAUUUGAACAAGGAAAACUUUUACAAGUUAAUUUGCUUAUAAACUUAGAAACAACUCUUCAAGCUUUUCAUCGAAUAUGCAAACCAGUAUAA
Molecule: messenger RNA, 363 nt
Organism: Trichomonas vaginalis G3
Lineage: Eukaryota; Parabasalia; Trichomonadida; Trichomonadidae
Exons: 1
Coding region: 1-363 (120 amino acids)
Source: RefSeq, a predicted model, not a curated record